AUGACUCACCUUGAGAACAUAUUUCUUAAAAAUGUUGUGUUGUACCUCGAAACUUUGGAAGAUAUAACUAACUUUAUUUUAAUAAACAAAUCGUGUUAUUCUGUAAUCCAAACCAUGUUCAUCAAUACAUACAAUCUGUCUCUCCACUCAUCUAUUGAUGACAUUCUUUUCUUUUUUCCAAAAUUAGAGACUUUAUAUUUCUGUGCUGUUUCAACGCGUCUGAGAAAGGUGUCGAGUAACGACAUUCCUCUCAUCGAAGUGAAUGCAAAACAACUUUCAUCCAAAUUUUCUCAGACCUUAAAAACAAAAUGGUUUCCUCCCAAAGUUCGUAAGUUGCGCAUUUUGUGGAAUGAAAUUGAUACUGUAGCGAAGAACAAAGACAAUUUCGAACAACUUCAAUUUUUAUUUAUAGACUACACGAUGACUACAAAGGAAGAACAUUUGCUGUUUGAAGUGUUGCAAAUCAAAACAUUAAAAAAGGUGUAUUUAAUAUUUACUACAAUGACUCUUCAAUUUAUAAAUGAAUUUAACUUCUCUGAACGAAAAGAAGUGGAAUUUACACUUGUUGUGUUGUUUUCAAGUUACACUUAUGAAGUCCUUGAAGUUGACGCACUCAAUAAGAUGCCUAAUAACGUCAAAGUGUUUACCAACUUUAUAUCUAAAGAAACAAAUUCUCUCGAGUUUCUGCCAGCACUUUCAUGCAUUCUUAACAGUUAUCCUGUUAACCAAAAUGAUGAAAAUAAGUCGAUUACAGUGACCUCAGAUGUCAGUGGAAAGGAAGAUUUAAUUUAUGAAACAAUGGAAAUGGGCAUUUUAACUACUUUGGAUAUUAUGGAUCCAAAAACUCUACCAAAGUGGGACGUGACAUUAAACGCAUACAUCCAACCAAAUCAAAGAGAAAAACUCCAAGCAACUUUUAACUUCCAAAAUCAAAUCAAUUUCGAUUUCAUUGAGGCGGUCACUCUGUUUAAUAUCAACGCAAAAGAAGUGGUGUUACCACGUCUUUUAAAGAAAAUUUCAAUUCUCGAUUGUACUGGCAAAAUUAAUAUGAAAAACUGUCGAGCGGAAAGUAUUACUUUAAGAAAUUUCAAUGGAAAAAGUCUUGAAAUUUCAGACGAAAAAUUGACAAAUUUUAAGUGCGACAAUUCAAUUGGAAAAGUUCUGUUCAAACACAAUGGCGUGAAAUAUAAAGGAAAGUUCGUUGCAAAUUUGUCAAAAUACACCGUUUUUUCUGUUGCAAACGGGUUCCAUGCAUGUGAUAUUUUAAUAGAAAACGAUGGGAAGAUAGUCGAUAAAAUUACAUGUACGAGAUGUUGGUACACAAAUACAGAAACAAUCAACAGUUUUAGAGUUGACAAUAUUACAAAUGGGUUCGACCUUUCAAACGAAAAAAUUGAUCAAAUGCAAUUGUUUUUAAAUCCAGCACAACAUAUAUUUACAAACAAAGUGAAAUUUGGAAACAUCAAAAAAGUUGAUUUGAUGGGAGGAAAUAUCGAUACCGUGGAGUUGGGAGUGGUCGGCAAAAUCAAUUUGGUGGGGUGUAAAAUCGAAAAUCUGGUCAUGAAAAGUGCAAAAUCAUUCACAUUUAAAAAUUCAUUUUUCGAAAAUGUCAAAGCCGAAAAAAUCAGCAAAAUAAAUGGAACAAAAAAGAACAUAAAAAAUCUUAAAAUUAAAAAGUAA
Molecule: messenger RNA, 1680 nt
Organism: Entamoeba invadens IP1
Lineage: Eukaryota; Evosea; Mastigamoebida; Endamoebidae
Exons: 1
Coding region: 1-1680 (559 amino acids)
Source: RefSeq, a predicted model, not a curated record